AUGUCACGAAACGAAUCAAGUUCUUCAAGAGGUAAGAGUUCUUAUAAAUCAAAUACUGAUGAUAUAAGUAGUAUAGACAAUACUAUUAAUGAUCCUGAGAAUAUAGAUGGUGGUUCUGAUGAAUUAAGAGCACAAUUUAGUUCAACAACAUUUACAACUCCAUUACAUAGAAAACCUCAAGCAUCUCCAUUAUUAUCUUCAACUCCACCUGCUGUUUCAAAGGCAUUGGUUAAAGCAUAUCCUUAUUUAUUAAUUGUUAAUAAAAUCUUAUCAAUUGUUACUUGGACUAAUGAAGAUUAUUGGUUAAAUGUGAUAAUAAUGUCAUUAUAUUCAAUGAUUGUAUUAUAUUUUGAAAGUUUAGUUGUUUGGUUUGGUCAUUUAAUAAUUGUUGGUAUAUUAAGUUCUUAUGCUAUAUUGAAUCAUAAAAUAAUAGAAGAAGCAAGUUUAUAUCCAACUUUGGAUGAUGUUGUCCAAGCUUUAACUGCUUCAUGUAUUAAAGCUGAUAUGUUAUUAAAUCCAAUAACUUCCUUGAGUUUAACUGCUUAUGAUAUCAAAAGACUUUUAUUUACCACGUUAUUUUUAACACCAAUUUAUUUGAUUAUAACUUUCUUUUUAAUUAAACCAAGAAUCAUUUUAUUAAUUACUGGAUUAUUCCUUUUAUCUUAUCAUUCAUCAUAUGCAAGAGUUACAAGAAGAAUCCUUUGGAAAAUGAAAUUAGCAAGAUUAAUAUGUUUUUAUCUAACUGGUUUAGAUUUCUCUAAAGCUAAAAAUCAUUCAUUAUUUGCUGCUGCAUUUGCAAAAGUUCAAAAAAAUUCCGGAUUUGAUAAUCUUACCAGGAAUACCAAUACCAAUAGCAAACCAAUUAGAUUUACUUAUGUAAUUUAUGAAAAUCAAAGAAGAUGGUUAGGUAUUGGUUGGACAUCAAAUUUAUUAUCUUAUGAAAGAAGUGCCUGGACUGAUGAAUUUUUAAAUGAACUGUCAUCAAUUGAAGAAUUUAAAUUACCAAAUGCUUCAGAUUCAAAUAAUCCUUAUGAUAAUAAAUUAAAUGGUGCCCAUUGGAGAUGGGUUGAUAAAACUUGGAGAUUGGAUUUAACUAAUGAUGGAGCUAUUACAUUACCUAAUUCAAAAAGAUCAAAAACUACUGCCAAUCCUGGCAAUGAUGAAGGAUUUAUAUAUUAUGAUAAUACUUGGAAAAAACCAACUACUGAAGAUACUUAUUCAAAAUAUACAAGAAGAAGAAGAUGGAUCAGGACUGCAGAAUUAGUAUUUGAUGAUUCUCCAGCUGCUGCUGCUGCUCCCACUGUUGAAGAUGAACAACCAGCACCUCCAAUUGUUGAUGAUGUAAAAGCUACAGGAUCUUUAAUUAGUGAAUCUUCAGCUAGAAAAAUAAAAAGUUUACGAUUUGCUGAUGAAGAAGAACAUAAUAGUCAACCACUUACUGAAGAUAUUGCAGAUUUAUCUUCGGAAGCUACUAUGGAUAGUGAUGAUGUUUCAACUAUUGAUCAAGACAAACUGAAAUCGCAAACUACUACUACUACUAGUGGUAGUGAUAGUAAUGGAGGAAUUGUGCCGGAGACUUCAGUAUCUCCUGAUAAGAAACGAGAUUGA
This is a messenger RNA of Hemisphaericaspora subhashii, 1608 nucleotides long. RefSeq names its product peroxisome biogenesis protein. The coding region runs from base 1 to 1608 and encodes 535 amino acids. NCBI's taxonomy places the organism in Eukaryota, Fungi, Ascomycota, Pichiomycetes, Serinales, Debaryomycetaceae. Gene Ontology annotation, cellular component: peroxisomal membrane. The transcript has a single exon. The record is from RefSeq and is a predicted model, not a curated record. Gene Ontology annotation, biological process: peroxisome organization.